GAUCAUUGCUACACCAUGGACUCAAGCCCAGCUGGGACCCCCAGUCCGCAGCCCCCGAGGGCCGAUGGGAAUAUCAACCUGGGGCCUUCUGCCAACCCAAAUGCCCGGCCCACGGACUUUGACUUCCUCAAAGUCAUUGGCAAAGGAAACUAUGGGAAGGUCCUACUGGCCAAGCACAAGUCCGACGGGAUGUUCUACGCAGUGAAGGUGCUGCAGAAAAAGUCCAUCUUAAAGAAGAAAGAGCAGAACCACAUCAUGGCAGAGCGCAGCGUGCUCCUGAAGAACGUGCGCCACCCCUUCCUUGUGGGCCUCCGCUACUCCUUCCAGACACCCGAGAAGCUCUACUUCGUGCUGGACUAUGUCAACGGGGGAGAGCUCUUCUUCCACCUGCAGCGGGAGCGCCGGUUCCUGGAGCCCCGGGCCCGGUUCUACGCCGCCGAGGUGGCCAGCGCCAUUGGCUACCUGCACUCCCUCAACAUCAUUUACAGGGACCUGAAACCGGAAAACAUUCUCUUGGACUGCCAGGGACACGUGGUGCUGACAGACUUCGGCCUCUGCAAGGAGGGUGUGGAGCCCGAGGAGACCACAUCCACGUUCUGUGGUACCCCCGAGUACUUGGCUCCAGAAGUGCUCCGUAAGGAGCCUUACGAUCGGGCAGUGGAUUGGUGGUGCUUGGGAGCGGUGCUCUACGAGAUGCUACACGGCCUGCCGCCCUUCUACAGCCAAGACGUAUCCCAGAUGUACGAGAACAUUCUGCACCAGCCGCUACGGAUUCCCGGGGGCCGGACGGUGGCCGCCUGCGACCUCCUGCAAGCCCUGCUCCACAAAGACCAGAGGCAGCGGCUGGGCUCCAAAACAGACUUUCUUGAGAUAAAGAGCCAUGUAUUCUUCAGCCCCAUAAACUGGGAUGACUUGUACCACAAGAGGCUGACUCCACCCUUCAACCCAAAUGUGGCAGGACCUGCUGACUUGAAACACUUUGACCCAGAGUUCACUCAGGAAGCUGUGUCAAAGUCCAUUGGCUGCACUCCUGACACCAUGGCGAGCAGCUCUGGGGCCUCGAGUGCCUUCCUGGGAUUCUCCUAUGCGCCGGAGGAUGAUGCCAUCUUGGACUGCUAG
Messenger RNA from Budorcas taxicolor (takin), 1119 nucleotides. RefSeq names its product serum/glucocorticoid regulated kinase 2 (gene SGK2). Bases 16 to 1119 code for a protein of 367 amino acids. The transcript is spliced from 12 exons. NCBI's taxonomy places the organism in Eukaryota, Metazoa, Chordata, Mammalia, Artiodactyla, Bovidae. The record is from RefSeq and is a predicted model, not a curated record. Gene Ontology annotation, biological process: protein phosphorylation. Gene Ontology annotation, molecular function: protein serine/threonine kinase activity; ATP binding.